Messenger RNA from Leptosia nina, 1074 nucleotides. The record is from the annotation of a GenBank genome assembly. NCBI's taxonomy places the organism in Eukaryota, Metazoa, Arthropoda, Insecta, Lepidoptera, Pieridae.
AUGGCACUCAUCACCUUUGCAACACUUAUUGGCAAUGUGUCAGUUAUCGCUGCGCUACUCAGAGCUAAAAGAUCUCCUACACACUAUCCACUCAGUAGCCUAGUGGUAGCUGACUUCAUGGUGGGUUUGGUGGUACUGCCUAUCGCUACAGCGAGGGAAUUGUUUGUGUUUCAUUUGCCACGCGCCGUCUGUGUUUUCUGGAGUACAAUGGAUGUGCUAUGCUGUACCGCCUCCAUCUUGUCGCUUUGCGUUCUGGGUUGGGAGCGAUGGUGUGGCAUCACCGCACCCCUGGCACGAGCCAGACGAGCGAAAAAAGCCAGACUGUUAGCCUGCAUUGUCUGGCCUGUAGCCAGUGCCGUGGCCCUACCAACUGCGUUCAUUCCUUCUCCACGACACUUUCAUCCCGGUGAAAUGGCUAAAGCUUGCACUGUUAAUACUAAUAUUGGCUACGUAUUCUUCAGUAUCUCCUUCUCUUUCUACCUCCCGGCUGGAAUGAUGCUUGUGAUGUACGGGUAUAUUUUACGGGCUCUGGCUGCUCCCCCACCUAUUCGUGUGCACAGGGGAAGGUCACCAAAUCAGGAAACGCAGAAUCAAGCACAAAGGAGAUCGAGAGAAGCUACGGAUGCAUCAGAUCAUGCUCCUAAAGACGAUAAAAAAGCGGAUGUUGCUCCAACAUGUACAACACGAAAGGGCAAGAUUCUAAAUAUACCAGGAACUUCAAAGUCCAUAAAGCUACCCUCCCCUUUGAGAUCACCGCGCACUUUAGGCGGCCUAAUGACCCGACAGAGACGCGCAACUCGUACUAUAAUUAUGCUGAUGGCUCUCUUUCUCGUUUGCUGGGCACCGUUUUUCAUCAUGUUACCUUUGGAUUCCGUAUUUGACUGUGUCUGGGAUUCAGCAUGGCAGUGGUGCACCUGGCUCGGUUAUCUCAACUCCGCUUUGAACCCACUCGUCUAUUCAGCUGGCUCACCAACAGUGCGAAAAGCUUUACGUGCUUCAUUCACUACAAAUUCGAGUUCCAGAAACACUCUUCCAAUUGCAUUUUGCGUUCAAGCACCACCAACGGAUGUUUAG